AUGGGGAGCACUGUCCGCUCCCAGAGCGUGCAGCGUCAGGAGCGUGCACUGGAACGGGGGCGUGCCCCUUCGGAGGUCCAGAGGAUGGUGGACCACGUGAAGAAGUAUUACAAUGAUUUCCUCACGCGGGGGAAGGAGGCACUGGCAUCCCAGCUCUUUGAUGACGACGUCGUGCAUAAGGACCUCGUCUGGGAUCCAGCACACCCUACUGUGGGAGUGCAUGGGAUGCAGCACUACCUUCACGACCUCAGGACAGCCUUCCCUGACUUCACCAUAGAGAUUGACCAGAUUGCCACCUGCGACAUGAACUCCCUGAUGGUGCAGUACAGCGGGACUGCGACGGGGCUGGGCGAAUACCAUUCGCACAAGCCCUCCCACCAUGUCUCGGCCUUCUCCGGGAUCAAUUUGGUUCGCUUCAAUCACGACCGAUCCAAGAUCGUGGAGAUCCAGGUGUAUCGGAGUGCCUUUGCUGAGGACCGACUGGAGCUGGGGGAGAGGGAGCUGCAUGGGGAGGGAGGCUUCCGGGAGCUCCGCCUCAGGCGCCUCGUCUGA
Auxenochlorella protothecoides is the source of this 552-nucleotide messenger RNA. RefSeq lists its product as hypothetical. The record is from RefSeq and is a predicted model, not a curated record. Gene Ontology annotation, biological process: polyketide metabolic process. NCBI's taxonomy places the organism in Eukaryota, Viridiplantae, Chlorophyta, Trebouxiophyceae, Chlorellales, Chlorellaceae. The coding region runs from base 1 to 552 and encodes 183 amino acids. The transcript is spliced from 5 exons.